CCAAAUUCGACUAAAAUUUUAAAAUACGCACCUCCUAAUAUCGAUUCGAUUCGAUCGAAUUCGGUCAGCACCGUGUAGUGCUGAUAGUGUUCAAAUUUCGCCGCCGGUAGUGUUGACAAACUCCAAAUUCUAGCUGUUGUUAUUCUCAAAAAAGAAGAAGAGAAGAACACGCACAUUUUAUACAAUCUGUAAAAAGAAAUAAAAAUUUCUACGAAAAGAACACAAGACACAAAAGAUACAGACAUGCCGCGACCCCCGAAAAGAGCUCACUUGGAGGCCAACGAGGAGCAGGCCCAGGCAGCUCAGCCGCAGGAGGAAUCCACUCCCGAAGACGUCGAGGCGUUCACAAACCAAGCCUUCAAGAACGUAGUGGGAGCCACGAGGGCGGCCAACGCCUUUCCCCAGGGAAACGCCCGCGCCCUCUAUUUGAGCUACCCGGGCUACGCACGUGUCAUGGACGAGCUGUCCCAACGGGUGGUGGGGCUCAUCGGAAACGUGUUCCAGGCCAAGGAGAUCAAGGGCGACAUCAAAAAACGCCAACUGGAAGAACAGUUUGAGAUGGUGCAGGAGUGCAACGACAUACUGUUCGAGCGCAUCACCACCAAUCUGGACAUCAAGAGCGGUCUGCGCCGGAAUCCACAGCAGGUCGUGGAGGCCCAGGUGGAUGUAAUGAGCGGCUCCACUUCCGCAGAGCCAGCGGUGGCUUCUCCACAAACCCAAGAGACUCCGAAGGCGGGCAGCUGGAACAGAACGACAGGAACACCGCAACGCAACAUGGUUUCCGCUCGCCUUUUUACGGCCAAAAACAUUGUUCGCCCGCAGACGCAAUUCAAGGAGCCAGUGGACAACAGUGCCCAUAAUCCGUUUGUUCCCAGGCUUAAGGAGAAGCCCAAUUCACUGAAACCGCUUGCACUACUGCCCGAAUACGAUGAUGCAGGCAAUAUUCAAUCCUAUUUGCAUCCCUACGAGUUCGAGCUGCUCAAGUUCCAGCCUCCGGCAGAGCAGCUCCAAAAACAGAAGCCAGUGCUUCCAGCUCUGAUGGCAGACACCGAGCUAAUGGUGGUGAACACGGUUGAAAGCCUGCAGCAGGCCUUGGAGGAAUUAAGACAAGCACCCCAGAUCGCCAUCGAUGUGGAGCACCAUUCGUAUCGCACCUUCAUGGGCAUCACUUGUCUGGUUCAGAUGUCCACUCGCAACAAAGAUUAUAUUUUUGAUACCCUAACCCUGCGCGAUGAGAUGCACAUUCUGAAUCUGGUUCUCACAGAUCCCAAGAAGCUAAAGAUCUUGCACGGCGCCGAUUUGGACAUUGAGUGGCUGCAGCGGGAUUUGUCCUUGUAUAUUGUCAACAUGUUUGACACGCAUCGGGCAGCCAAAGCCUUGAACAUGGCCAGAUUAUCGCUGGCCUUUCUGCUAAAGAACUAUCUGGACUUGGAUGUUGACAAGAGUCUGCAACUGGCUGAUUGGCGAAUGAGGCCACUUCCUCAGCAGCUAAUAGACUAUGCGCGGCAGGAUACGCACUUUUUGAUAUACGUAUACGAACGGAUGACAAACGAUCUGCUGCUGCAGAAGGAACCAGGACUCCUGAACAGCGUCUAUCAAAUGAGCACUGAAGUGUGCAAGAAGCGUUAUAACAAGCCUCACAUCGGACCGGAAUCUCACAUGGAUUUGGUGCGAAAAACGAAACGUUCCUUCGACAACCGCCAGCUGUACGCCCUCCGCGGAAUCUUCGAGUGGCGCGAUGCGACUGCUCGGUCAGAGGAUGAGAGUUAUGGCUACGUGCUGCCCAACCACAUGAUGCUCCAAAUCGCCGAGAGUCUACCCAGGGAGAUGCAGGGCAUCCUGGCCUGCUGCAAUCCCAUUCCGCCGCUGGUGCGCCAACAGCUGCACACGCUCCACCAGAUUGUCCUCAAGGCGCGCGAUCAGCCGCUGGUCAAACCCAUUUUGGAAGCCCGCAGCAGCACACAGGCAGCACUGCCGCCCUCGACCAAAGAUUUCAGCAGCAAGCUCUACUGUCCGCACGACUUUUCGCAUCAGGACGAGACCCGCGACGAUCUGCCCACGCUGUUAAAACGCAGUACUGCUUCGGGAAAACUCGAGCUGCCCAGAGAAGAGGAUAUUCCAAAAGAAGAUCAACCUAUUGCGGCACCAGCAAUGGCUCUGUUUGACAAGCCAGCCAAACGCACCCCAGAAGAGGAGCAGCAAUGGGCCCAUCUGCGCAAGGAGAGUCAGACCCUGCGCAUGCCCUACAAACGUUAUCUUGCCAUUCUGCCGCUGAUGGAACAGCUGAAGGCGGAUCAGGUAGCCAGGGAGCGCAGUGAGCUGCUCAAGAGGCGUCUGUGUCCAGCGGCACCAGCUCCGGAGCAGAACAUCAAGCUGGAACCUAUUGUCAUCAAGGAUGAAGACGAUGCCAUGUACUCCGUGCCGCUAAGGGAGCAACUAAAGCGCAAGCACCAAACAAACGGCAAAGCGGAUACGGAUCAGCAGCCGACCACCAGUAAGAGAUCCCGCAAGGAUGAAAACACAAAGCCUAUAGUAAGGCCAGAAGUGCCAGUUAAAACCGAACCCGCAGUAGUAGUUCAUCAGGUUCCAGGCGAAAGCGAUGAUGAGGUCGUGGAAGUUCCCAUACAAAGGCAAUCCACAGAGCCACCGAAACCUCCGCCAGCACAGAGCAAGAAGCAGCAGAAGCGAAACCAGUUCCAGCGUGGUUUUAAGGCCAAGAAUCGGGGAAAUCAUCCGCAGAGCUCCAGCCAGCAGGUUGCGCAGCCCAAGGCUGAAGGUAACUUUGACUACAAGAACGUGGACUUCCGGCAAUUCAAGGGAGGGGCGCAAAGAGCCCGAGGAACAGAAAUCAAGCAGAAUAUUCGCGGCAAGAACCGUCCCAACAACCGCAACAAUAAGCAGUUCAACAAGCUAUUUACAUUUAGUAAUGUAAAGAAAGAUGGCAAAAAAUAGUUAGCAAUUGUGACGAAAGUCCGUUAAAUAUAUAUAAUGAAAAAUAUAUAUAUUUAAGAUGUGGACUUAACAGAAAAAAUAUAAAAACCACCAAAAUUGAUGUAGACAAUUGUUUAUUUUUGUAAGUUACAAAACUAUAAUUUUUAAUUUUGCAAUUUCCUAAAAUAUUACCUAUUAAAUAACAACCGUAACUAUUCA
Molecule: messenger RNA, 3150 nt
Organism: Drosophila suzukii
Lineage: Eukaryota; Metazoa; Arthropoda; Insecta; Diptera; Drosophilidae
Gene: Rrp6
Product: exosome component Rrp6
Biological process (GO): nuclear polyadenylation-dependent snRNA catabolic process; histone mRNA catabolic process; nuclear polyadenylation-dependent antisense transcript catabolic process
Cellular component (GO): nucleolus; nuclear exosome (RNase complex)
Molecular function (GO): nucleotide binding; 3'-5'-RNA exonuclease activity; single-stranded RNA binding
Source: RefSeq, a predicted model, not a curated record